UACAGGCAUCGCUAGGUGAGCUUGAUACAAGCGUCAGUGCAUCAGUGUUGCUGGACCCAUCACUAGUCCUCAUUUAUUCUGCCACACGACUGCUGCCCCAGUCGUGGCAGUACAACACGACCAGCAUGGAUCCAGCGGACUCACGUUUAGUUUCAGUGGGGAAUUAUCUCGCGCAGUUGUGGAAUUACUAUGGGAGGAUAAUCCACGCUGCGGACCCCUACAAGAGGCAGCUGGAGGUAGUUUUCUUUAAUCAUUUUUUGUCGUCCACUGCCUCCACUGUCACUUUCCUGGACAUUAAUGGACCAAAAUGCAUAAUAACAGCUCUGAGAGCGAGGCUGAACUUUUGAACUGUUUGACAUGGGCGGUCCUGGGAAGGAAGAUUCAGCUGCCCUUCUGGAGGCACUCGCCGUUUGGUGUUCUCGGCGUCAGCAGUAUUUUCACCAAGGUUUGUGGCCAAAUCACUCGAUCCACUUUUAAAGAAGAAAUGCUACUCUCGCCAUCAUCACCCUACCACGCUUCCUCUCACUCCUGUGGUAUUGACGGGAGCGGUUGUCAUUUCCACCCCGCAGCAGGAGCAGCCGCAACAGAGUUCUACCUCCUUUCCUUCAGGCACCCCUGCUUCCUCUUCCACAAGGAAGCAACAAUCGUGCCGCCAGCGCAUCAUUCCGCAACCCGAGUUUGGGACUACAGCGCGCCCGGCUGUGUGGAUCUGUGCGGUGGCGCCAUCAAAGAAGACAGAGAUGUUGAGGUUGGAGAGCGACAGCUUGGCAGUGACUCCAGUUUGGUCCUUAGAGAGCUGCACACCAUUAACCAGCUGAGGUGAGCUGUUGAGGGUCAGCGUGGAGUUGUCCAGCUGCAUCACAGCAGAGACAAAGUGGAGGAAACACUGAGUGAAACAUGUCAAACACACAAACAGGCUGAUUUCACAGCAACAACCACUGAGUUCAGCAGCUCUGAAAGAACUGCUUCUAACAGCCCUGAGAAGAAAGAUCCCUCAUCGUGUCUCUGUGUCAUCACAGCUUUUCUUUGAAACACAAAGAUUACAUAUUUACAUG
Molecule: messenger RNA, 1055 nt
Organism: Oreochromis aureus
Lineage: Eukaryota; Metazoa; Chordata; Actinopteri; Cichliformes; Cichlidae
Exons: 2
Coding region: 308-823 (171 amino acids)
Source: RefSeq, a predicted model, not a curated record